AAUACAAGUCCUAAAUGAAAAUAAAAGCAGGUCAUGUCAGCCACGUGGGUAGUGUAAAAUGAUACACAGCGCUUCCUAUUGGUCCACACAGUCUCGCGGCGUCAAACGAUCCUCCUCUUCCCUUUCCGCGCGCCAGCAGCGUUUUCCCGCGAACUCUCAGCUCCACAAUAACUCAGUUGAGCUGGACAGUUCUGGGCCUGCUGGAAUGGAAUAUAUGAUUUUUUUUUUUUUUGAAUAAUUAAACACUAUAUUGCGCAGCACCCUUUUGGAGACAUGGCGAAGCAAAGUUCUCUUUUUAAUUUCUUCACGAAGUCGCCGCCUCUCGCGGUGAAGGCCAAAUCUAACCCAUCUCCAGUGGAGGCAGAUGCAGUGAGCAGAUCCAACACCUCGCCCAAAGAAGAAGCCAAAGUCAACAGCAAGAAAACGCCAUCAAAACCCUUCAAAUCUCAAACUAAAGCUGGGCAUGCGAAACUAUUCGGAGAGAAAGCAGUCACUGCAAAAGAGAGCAAAGAACCGUCAUCCAUAUUUAGUGCUGGCACUCUGGUUUGGGCCAAGAUGGAAGGACAUCCCUGGUGGCCCUGUAUGAUUGUUCCUCAGCCUCUCACCGGACAGCAGAUGAGGGGCCGUGGCCGAGACCAAAGACUACACGUUCACUUCUUUGAUGAACCACCAACCCGAGGUUGGGUUAACACGAAAUACAUAAGAGAGUAUCAAGGCUCUGAUCAUGCAGAUGCCAAAUCCGGUGGCGUGUUCUUCAGCGGUAAGCCUGUGAUCCGUAAAGCAAUGGAGCUGGCAGAUGUUGCGAUGAAGGACAAGCCUGAGCAGAGACUGAAGAUGUCCAUGUGCAUGGAUCCUUCAGGUGACGAAGAGGAGGAUGAUGAGGAUAUGGAGGUUGAUAAGUCAACCUUAUCAGAUGCAGAAAUGUCUGAGGAAGAGGUUAAAGAAAAGGCGAAGCCCAGUCGACGUUCAUCUCGUGCUGCAGCUGAUAAAGGUCAAAACCCGAAGCGUCGCCGAAUCGUGGUGGCGUCUGACAGCGAUGACUCCGGUGAGGAGUUCAAACCUGAUCAGGCAGGAGGAAGCAGUGACGAGGAUGACGAGGAGGGAGUGUGUAGCGGGGCUGAGGAAGAAGAAAGCGAGCCGGAGACGGAACCAGACAGCCCUGUGAAACCGGUGAAGCGCAAACGUCUUUCAGAAAAGCCUGCCAAGUCAAAGGGCAAACCAGAUCCCCCAAAACGAGCACCUGCAGCUCUUUCAUCAGUGGCAUCUGACACCAAAUCUCGACUUUCUGCUUUCUCCGCACCGGACAACUUCGAAAGUCAGAGCGGCAGCACAAACGGGACAGAUGGAGGACCAACUGUGUGGGACCACGAGAAGCUCGAGUGGCUGCAAGACGGCAAGAGAAAGGAUGCACAACGUAAACGUCAGUCUGACGAAAACUACGACCCUACGACUCUAUACGUACCCGAUGAUUUCCUUAACAGGACGACGCCUGGAAUGCGCCGUUGGUGGCAGCUGAAGUCUGAGAUGUUUGAUACCGUUCUGUUCUACAAAGUUGGUAAGUUCUACGAACUCUACCACAUGGACGCUGUGAUUGGCGUCAAUGAACUCGGUCUUACCUUCAUGAAGGGUGCUUGGGCCCAUUCUGGUUUCCCCGAAAUCGGCUUUGGGCGCUUCUCAGACGUGCUCGUGCAAAAGGGCUACAAAGUGGCUCGCGUGGAACAGACCGAGACCCCUGAGAUGAUGGAAGCACGAUGUAAGACGUUGGCACGUCCCACUAAAUUCGACCGCGUCGUCAAGCGAGAGGUUUGCCGAAUCAUCACGCGAGGGACUCAGACGUACAGCGUGCUCGACGGCGCCCCUUCUGAAACUCAAAGCAAGUAUCUGUUGAGCAUUAAAGAGAAGAGCGAGGAGGACAGCGCGGGACACGGACACAUCUACGGGGUGUGUUUCAUUGACACCUCGGUGGGACGCUUCCAUAUCGGUCAAUUCCAGGAUGACCGUCAUUGUUCCCGUUUGCGUACUCUGGUGGCGCAUUAUUCUCCAGCCCAGGUGCUUUACGAGAAGGGCAACCCGUCAGCUGAGACGCUGAAAAUCUUUAAGGCCAUCUUGUCGUCAACUCUACAAGAAGGCCUCAAUGCUGGUUCGCAGUUUUGGGAUGCACAGAAGACCCUCAAGGUCCUUGCAGAGGAAGACUACUUCAACGAAAGCAAAGCCGAUGAUGAAAAGGCAUCAGUGUUGCCUUCGACUCUAAAAGCAAUGACGUCCGAAUGCGAUGCUUUAUGUCUCACUCCAAAAACGGGUUACGAACUUGCUCUUUCUGCACUUGGCGGGUGCAUGUUCUACUUGAAGAAAUGUCUAGUGGAUAAGGAGCUCUUUUCAAUGGGAAACUUCGAGGAGUAUGUUCCUGUUGACGUAGAGAUGGAGCAGGCUGGAGGAGCGUCGUGUUUCUUUGCCCAGACUCGUCAACGAAUGGUUUUGGAUGGAGUGACUCUUGCUAACCUUGAGAUCCUUCAGAACAGCUCAACUGGAGGUCCUGAGGGAACCCUACUUGAGCGACUGGACACGUGUUGCACUCCCUUUGGCAAACGCUUGCUAAAACAAUGGCUCUGCGCCCCUCUUUGCAAUCCAUCCUCCAUUGGAGAUCGCUUCGAUGCCGUGGAGGACCUGAUGGGCACGCCGUCCCAAUCGACCGAAGUCACAGACCUGCUAAAGAAGCUUCCGGAUCUCGAAAGACUGCUUAGCAAGAUUCACAGCAUGGGUACUCCUUUGAAAGGACAGGACCAUCCGGACUCCCGAGCCAUUCUGUACGAAGAAGUCGUCUACAGCAAACGCAAGAUCGCCGACUUUCUCGCAGCACUUGAGGGCUUUAAAGUAAUGAGAGAAAUCAUGACGAUCAUGGAGCCCGUUGCAGAAGGCUUCAAAUCUAAACUGCUGCGUCAAGUGAUGCUCCUUAAGACCGAAAACGAAGAUGGGCUUUUCCCCGACCUUUCGCCAGAGCUCAAACGUUGGGAUACGGCUUUCGACCAUCAGAAAGCUCGCACCACAGGCGUCAUCUCGCCAAAGGCUGGCUUCGAUCCCGAGUACGACCAAGCCUUAAAUGGGAUAAAAGACUGUGAGAGAGGCCUGCAGGAAUACCUGGACCGACAGAAGAAGCGACUGGGCUGUAAGAAUCUGUCUUAUUGGGGAACGGGAAGGAACCGCUACCAGCUCGAAGUUCCAGACAGUGUUUCCGAGAGAAGCUUGCCAGAGGAGUACGAGGUGAGGUCCACUAAGAAAGGCUGGAAACGGUACUCGACUAAAGAGAUUGAACGGCUGUUUUCAGAGCUACAGACCUGGGAAGACAAACGAGACACAGCGCUGAAGGACUGCAUGAGAAGACUCUUCUACAAUUUCGACAAGAAUUGCAAAGACUGGCAGACAGCGGUUGAAUGCAUGGCAGUGCUUGACGUGCUGUUGAGCAUGUCCCGGUACAGUCAGACCGGCGACGGGCCCAUGGUGAGACCAGAGAUAGUUCUCCCGGGUGACGGGUCUCAGUCACGCCCCUUCCUGGAUCUCAGAGGGUCCCGUCACCCUUGCGUCACCAAGACCUUCUUCGGUGAUGACUUCAUCCCCAAUGACAUCUUCAUCGGCUGCCCUGGUAGUGAAGAUGAUGAUGAUAAUGGUAAAGCGCUUGCCCCAUGUGUUUUGGUCACUGGACCAAACAUGGGAGGCAAGUCCACCCUAAUGAGACAGUGUGGUCUGGUGGUGAUUUUGGCCCAGCUAGGCUGCUAUGUACCUGCUGAGAGUCUGCGCCUCACUCCUGUGGACCGAGUCUUCACUCGUCUUGGCGCCUCUGAUCGUAUAAUGUCAGGGGAAAGUACGUUCUUUGUGGAGCUGAGCGAGACGGCCAGCAUCCUGCUGCACGCCACCAACCACUCCCUCGUCCUGCUGGAUGAACUGGGCAGAGGUACGGCCACGUAUGACGGCACAGCCAUUGCGAGCGCAGUGGUGAACGAGCUGUCAGAGAAGAUCUGCUGCCGGACCCUGUUCUCCACUCAUUACCACUCACUGGUGGAGGACCACGUCCAGGACCCCGCCGUCAGACUCGGACACAUGGCCUGUAUGGUGGAGAAUGAGUGCGAGGACCCCAGUCAGGAGACCAUCACCUUCCUGUACAAGUUCAUCGCUGGCGCAUGUCCCAAGAGUUACGGCUUCAACGCAGCUCGCCUGGCGAACAUCCCGGAGGAAGUCAUCCAGUCCGGCCAUAAGAAGGCCCGCGAGUUUGAGAGGAGCACCGUGUCUCUCCGGAUAUUCAAGAAGUUGUGCUCAUUUGCUGAAAGCCCCACGGCUGACCGCGAGCAGUUCACAACACUGGUUCAGAUGAUCGGCAGCUUGUGAUGGAAAAUGUUUUUUCUUUGUUUUAAGUUCUUCUGUUCACCAUUCCAUGAGUUAUUUUGUUGUCACGUAGAAAGCAAGCACUCACUACUGAAAUGAUCUAAUAAAGUUUAUUUUUAAAAAUGUAA
Messenger RNA from Onychostoma macrolepis, 4502 nucleotides. It is a transcript of the gene msh6, whose product is annotated as mutS homolog 6 (E. coli). Gene Ontology annotation, molecular function: ATP binding; mismatched DNA binding; ATP-dependent DNA damage sensor activity. The record is from RefSeq and is a predicted model, not a curated record. The transcript is spliced from 10 exons. Lineage: Eukaryota; Metazoa; Chordata; Actinopteri; Cypriniformes; Cyprinidae. Gene Ontology annotation, cellular component: nucleus; MutSalpha complex. Gene Ontology annotation, biological process: mismatch repair. Bases 274 to 4377 code for a protein of 1367 amino acids.